AUGCAAAAUCAGAAUGAAACAGUUAAAGAUGUGCUGAUGAAGGUAUUGAAUGAAAUGAAAACUGGUAAAGCUUCCAGUCACAUUGAGGAGAGCCUACAGGAGACUAUAGCAUACGAUACCCAUGUGGAAAAAAACAAAAUCCAGAGUGAAGAAAACCUAGCUGCAGUCGUUGGGGACCUGACUAAUCAGGUAGAAAUGCUGAAAACGGAAAAUGAAUCUAUAAAAAAACAACUCAAAGAGAAAAAAUCAAAUUUAGCGCAAUGUUUGGAGAUAUCAGACAACAACCAUUCAAAUAUUAACGAUCUAUCUGGGAGUAUCGACAUCAUGAUUAAAGAAAAGGAAAACUAUCUCACGGAUAUAAAGCAGCUGAAAAAUACUAUUGCCGAGAAAAAUAUGGCUUUGAAACAAAAGGACGAGGAAAUCUUUGAACUAAAGAGCAAACUAGACUUUAAUAUUCAAGGUUCAGAAGUGGACCUGGCAAAAGAAAAUAAGGGUUUACGUAAAGCACUGAAAGAAUGCAAAAAAGAAUUAGAGCUAUUGCAAGAAAAUUAUUUACGGAAUAUCACCCCGUGUACUAAUGAAAAGUGUAAAACGCUGGUGAAGGGAAACGUAGAACAAAACAAUGCAGUUAUAAAAAAUGUACGUGGAGAUGAAAAUGAAGAUAAAAUUCAAAGUGAAGCUGAAAUCGCUAUAUUAAAGGAGAAGGUAAAAAAUUUAGAGGAAAGUCUUGAACAGGCUAAAUUGGAAAUCAACGAAUAUGAAGACUUUAAUAUUCAAGGUUCAGAAGUGGACCUGGCAAAAGAAAAUAAGGGUUUACGUAAAGCACUGAAAGAAUGCGAAAAAGAAUUAGAGCUAUUGCAAGAAGAUUAUUUAUGGAAUAUCACCCCGUGUACUAAUGAAAAGUGUAAAACGUUGGUGAAGAGAAACGUAGAACAAAACAAUGCAGUUAUAAAAAAUGUACGUGGAAAUGAAAAUGAAGAUAAAAUUCAAAGUGAAGCUGAAAUCGCUAUAUUAAAGAAGAAGGUAAAAAAUUUAGAGGAAAGUCUUGAACAGGCUAAAUUGGAAAUCAACGAAUAUGAAGAAGAAAACAAGUAUUACAACCAAAAAGUUAAUAGUUUGGUAAUGCACCUGCAAAUUCUGGAAAAAGAGAAAUUAGAAACAAAGAGUGACGACAAUUUAAAGCAAGAACAAGAAACUGAAUUAAAAAGCAAAAUUGCACAAAUGGAGGAAAACUUGAAAGUAACAAAUCAAGAAAAGGUUAAACUGAUUGAAGAGAAAGAAUAUUUAAAGAAUCAGGUUGUUAACUUACAAACUGAAGUCAUGUAUAUUCGAGAAAAAGAUGACGUUUUACAGGAGAAGAUUAAGCAACUAGAAAAGUCAGAAUGUGAAAAUGAAAAAGAAAACAGUACAAUGGCUCGAUUGUUUGAAGAAAAACAAAACUUAGAGACUCAAAUAAUAGCUUUACAAGACGAAAUAGUAAAAAAGCAAAAGGACGAAAAACAGGUGCUAAUGUUACAGGAAAACUUGAAAGCAGCAAACAAAGAUAUAGCUAAAUUGUUUGAAGAGAGGGAAUUUUUAAAGAAUCAAACAAUUAGCUUGCAAAAGGAUAUUAAGCGAUUACAAGAAAAGGAUGAAAAGCAAAUUUUAAUGCUGCAAGAAAAGAUUGAUAAUUUAGAAAACUCGCAAAAUGAAAAACAAAAGGAAAUUGAUCAGUGUUGCUGCGUUGUAAGAAAUAUUAAAGCAACCAUAGACAGCAAGAGUUUCGUUGAUAAUAAUAAUUUCACACAAAUAACUUCUUUGGAAAAUCAAAACCGUCAACUCCAGCAGACGAUUAGCGCUUUAAAAUCUGAACUUACAGCUUAUCAGGAAAAAUAUAAAGAUUGUAGCUCUACCAAUGAAAACUUACUUACUUUAGAAGAAGACAACCAAAAGCUGCAACAACAGAUCCAGGCUUUAAAGUCUGAACUUGCAGCUUAUCAGAAUAAAUAUAAAGGUUGUAAUUGUACUAAAAAAAAUAAUUCCGCUGAAACGACUACCUUGAAAGACGAAAACCAAAAGCUACAGGAACAGAUCGAAGCUUUAAAAUCUGAUCUCGUAGAGUAUCAAAAUAGAUACAAAGGUUGCAACUGUAAAUCUGAAAAAUAUGAAACAGAAACGAUUAACUCGGAUUCUGUCAACAUCAAACUACAAAACGAAAUUAAAGAACUGGAAACCGAGCUAUGUCAACGUGAAUGUCUCACCGAGAAGCUGCAAAAUGAUAUUAAAGAUAUGGAAAUUGAAAUAUGUCGAAGGCAAUGCACAAUAAAUCACCUAGAGCAAUGUCUAGAUAAAAGCAACAAAAUACUUGCAGAAUGUGAAAAGGAAAUGAAAGAAAUGCACGCUGAGAAUGAAAAUCUAAAAAAGCAAAAUGAAUAUAUGAAAAACGAUUUAAGAGAUUAUCUCUUCGAGGCAGAACGUGCAUCGGAAGAAAGAAGUGUCUUACAGGAUGAACUUACUACAGUUUUUAGAAAAAGUCAAGCAUUAGAAUUAGAGAAAUUUGAGUUGUCAAAGAAUUUACAAGAAAAAUGUAACGCUGAAGAUGAACUGAAGCAAUUGCAAAAACAGUACAAUAAUCUCUUGAAAACAACUCGAGAAAAAGAUGACGCGCUGAAAGGCACAAAUAAAAAAAUUGAGGCUUUGCAAGAAGCACUGGAAGUAGGUAAAAAGGAACAUGAUAAAAUAAUGAAUGCAUACAAGGAGGUAAAAGAGACCCUGUCGGAAGAAAUAAAAAAAUACAAGGAAGAAUCUGAACGAAUGGAUAAAGAGAAAGACAUAAAAAUAAACCAUAAACAAGAAGCAAAGUACUCUGCAAAUGUCGAAGAACUGAACGCAAUUAUAAUGGAAAAACAGAAAAUGAUAAAGGCUUUAGAAAACCAAAUCGAGGAAUUAACAUCAGAAGGGGCUGAACUUAAAGCAUACGUCACUAAACUUAUAUCCGACAACAAAAACUUGAGGACGGCAAUAGAAAAUCUAUUAAUGAAUUUAGCAGAAAAACUAAAAAAUUUCACAGAGAACGAAGAAAAUAUCUCUGUAAAAUCCAACGAGAUGAUAGUGAAAGACAUACUAAACUCUCUUAUUGAUUUAGAAAACAAUAUUGUCGACAAUAAUGGCACAUGCAAAGAGAAGUGUAAUUGCAUGUCAGUGAUUAAAUCUACAUACAAAAUCGAUGGAAAGGAUUCUAAAGCUAGAAACGUGUCCCCCUGUAAACAGAAGUGCGGAAAGAGAAUAAAAGAUGUGCUGAAGUGUGCCAAUACUAGCAACGAUUGUAUACAGUGUUGCCCAGAUAAAGAAAAAGGGCAAGAUGACAAGCCAGAGGCCAAUUCUUCUAGCUCGUUUAAAAGUAAAUUUUAA
This is a messenger RNA of Anoplophora glabripennis (Asian longhorned beetle), 3390 nucleotides long. RefSeq names its product spindle pole body component 110-like. The record is from RefSeq and is a predicted model, not a curated record. Bases 1 to 3390 code for a protein of 1129 amino acids. NCBI's taxonomy places the organism in Eukaryota, Metazoa, Arthropoda, Insecta, Coleoptera, Cerambycidae. The transcript has a single exon.